Molecule: messenger RNA, 2941 nt
Organism: Mercenaria mercenaria
Lineage: Eukaryota; Metazoa; Mollusca; Bivalvia; Venerida; Veneridae
Product: carbohydrate sulfotransferase 15-like
Exons: 9
Coding region: 128-1879 (583 amino acids)
Biological process (GO): hexose biosynthetic process
Molecular function (GO): N-acetylgalactosamine 4-sulfate 6-O-sulfotransferase activity
Source: RefSeq, a predicted model, not a curated record
CACAAACAAUUUCCACAUACCGAAUGGUAAUUAUAAAUGAAAUAUCAAGUUUAUUGGCUAAGGAAACACCAGUGCUUGGAAUUUAUCAAUAUAUAGGAUAACUCGCUAAACUGACACGUGAUCUAACAUGUGGAAUUCUGUAACCGGAAGUAACAAAACAAAACGAACGUUACGAAUAUUGAUUGUAACUUCCGUUACAGUGUGUAUAUUUGUGAUAUAUGUAAAACGGAGUAAAACAUUUAGUGAUUAUAACGAGUUUUAUCCAGUAUCUAGAAAUAUGACUAAUGUAAUGGCAAACGUUAGUAGUAUAUCUCCUUAUUCAAAAGGAAAUUUCAAACCCGACGACGUAAACGUUACCUCAGAAAGGGCACGUGCAGCUGUUACCAAACAAUUAACCGCCGUAGGAUAUGGCUCAAAUAAAAGAAACACACUCCAAACGUUACUCAACUCAGAAUUUGAACUUAGAGACAUUAACAGUUCUGAAAUCACGACUUUAACAAGUGUGACAAAUGCAACAGAAAAAGAACAAGGGAUAAAUUGGAGGAAUAUGUAUUCAACAGAGGACCCUGCGUCUACAGAAGUGCCUUCACGUGGUGUACAUGUAUAUUCAAAUAGAAAGGACAAAGCCAACAGGAAGCUCCCAAUCUUUUCAAGAAAAACUGACUCGGAUAGUGUAGUUAAUUGGAGCAAGUUUCAGCAUAUAUCGUUCAGACAGAAAGCAAGACAGAAAGCAAUGCAAAGAAUGCCAUUAGAUUUACCCUAUUUUCAGACGUUUGACAAAGCUGCCUAUGAUAUUAUGAACAUGAAACCCAUAACCUUUGACCCGGCUUUCAAGAAUCCGUGCUGGAGAGGUGGAGACAGGUCGACGCCUCUAAAUGAUGGAACCCUACACUGUUUGCCUUAUUUCUAUCUCAUUGGUGUGAAGAAAAGCGGCACCACAGAUUUAUUCUCAAGAAUUCAGAGACAUGCGGAAUUCUGCAAGCCUUUAUUUUCGAAAGAGUCACAAUGGUUUGCAAGGAUUAGAUUCGGCAUCAAUGCUCGUUCUCUUACGAACAACAACAUGCGGUCCAUAAUACAAAGAGGCAUUGACCCAAGGAAAGUAGAAUUCUUUAUCUCGCUGUUUGACAAAGCAGCCAGGUGUAUAUCAUUCAGUCCAUCAACAAGAAGACGCAAUGACUCUCUUCGUUAUAAAAUGGUAACAGCUGAAGCAAGUCCAUCUACAUUCCAUAUGCAUACAAACUGGGAGCGGUUGCCAGGCAAUGAGAACUUAACCGAGCCGCGUUACACCAACUUUCAUUUCAUCAAACAUAUUACGCCCAACGUUAAAAUUAUCAUCCUGUUUAGAGAUCCCGCAACAAGACUUUAUUCGGACUUCUUGCACACCACCGGUGGACGGUAUGGUAGGUCUUCGCCUGAAGUGUUUCACAGAGAUGUUACAGAGUUGAUAAAGGCUUAUAAAGGUUGUUUCCGCCGCUUUUCACAGAGGAGAUGCGUAUAUAAUAAUACCUUGAAACAGGAACUCCGUUGGAAACGCACAAGAUUGGCUGAAAGUUUUAAUGCUGGGUUUUAUGCUGUGCUGAUGAGAGACUUGUUAGAAGUGUUCGGAAAAGCUCAGGUUUUACCAGUUUUAAUGACUGAUUAUAUCGCAAAGAUGGAGGAGACACUCAGAAAUGUAUUCAGUUUCCUCGAUAUGUCCGCAGUGAACUCAAUAACAAUGCGACGAAUGUUAAAAACUGAUCCGCAAAAUGUUUCAAAAAAGAAAAAGGCAGGAGCGAUGCUAGACAAGACCAGGGAUAUGCUUUACGACUUUUAUAGACCUUACAACGAAGAUAUGGCAGCGCUUAUGAACGACACCCGAUAUUUGUUUCCAAAGACGUAGCCUGUUUUAACAAGCGUUGGAAUCCAUAAAAAAGUGCCAUUAUUGUCAGACUGAGUGCAUAUUGUUUUAUUGCAGUUUUCCUCUACCAUUUUUUUUAAUUUAGAUACGAUGUUGUGUAUACAUAUGUAAAUGUAUAUUAGUUUGACAAAGAAGUAACACGUGUGGACGGGGACAGUUGGACCGCCGGCAUGUCGAAAAAGAAUUUUUGAAACCAAAAGGAGAUGAUUUAUCUCUAUGCAGUUUCCAUAGAGUAUGAGCCAAAAAACUAAAAUGGGUUUCUGUUCACGACAAAUGACACCUAAACGACAGAAACCCGAGACACAUGUCGCAUUUACAAGGGCGGUAGUUGUCGCAAGUAGGAGGCUGCAAGUGUCGUUGGAUCCUCUGGUUCCUCACUGGUGCUUGACGAUAGAGAUUAGAAGGCUCUGGGAGAUUUUUUUACUCGUGGUUGCAUGUUGUCUCGACGUCAGCACGAAGCAAAUCUUCUUUCGAAAACAUUGCCUUUUUAGGACCACACUCUCCAGCAAUUAGUCUGGACACCGACGGCUGCAUCCCAGUUAUCAUCAUGGUCUACAACCGGCGAUGCCCUUGGCCUUCUCUGUGAAAUACAUGCUCUGGAGGUCGACAGUAAUAAAAUUGAGGGAGUCUAAAAGCCUUGAUGCAAUCAAACAUUUGCUAACAGGUGAUCUCCCAUUCGGCAGACAGUGAAAAGUUUUUGCUCGAUUAACUGCCACCAUUUUUUAUAUGAUCUUAUUUAUUAUUUUAUUAUAUAUAUUUUUAUGAUUAAAUUAUUAGAGUAUUUGAAUGAAAUAUAUCUGGUAUUUUACUACGAAACGACAAAAUGUGUAACGUUUAGUAAAAACAUGAAAUUAAAAGAUUCUUAGUUUGUUCUACCUGUAAGAUCAAAAUAUUUUUUUACUCGUGGAUGCACUACUUGUGUGGCUUCAUAUAGAUACAAAUAUUUCGAUCUUACACUGAAAGUAAAGUCUUUAUAAACUACAUGUUUUACAAACUACAAGAGUCAGAAAAUAAAAGGAAAAGAAAUAUUGAAAUAUAGUACUC